Molecule: messenger RNA, 3104 nt
Organism: Drosophila persimilis
Lineage: Eukaryota; Metazoa; Arthropoda; Insecta; Diptera; Drosophilidae
Gene: kirre
Product: irregular chiasm C-roughest protein
Exons: 6
Coding region: 172-3009 (945 amino acids)
Biological process (GO): cell-cell adhesion
Cellular component (GO): cell-cell junction
Molecular function (GO): cell adhesion molecule binding
Source: RefSeq, a predicted model, not a curated record
GUGCUGGUUGCCCACCAAAAGGCUGCGGGCCCGCACCCCGAGAGCCUGCCAAGGCCAAACCGUAAGCCCCCCUCCCCGCCCGUCUAUUGUUCCAAACAAAAGAACAACAAAUAUCCCCACAAAACAUUGGACACUUCUUUAUGCCGUACUAACACUUCUGCGGCGGCGAAAAUGAAGAAAAUGCGCAGAAGUCAGCUUUUACGGGUGCUUCCCCUGGCCGUACUGCUGCUCGAAGUGGCCCUCCUGCCCGUCUCCGUGCUGGCCAAGUCGAAGAACAAGAACAAGAACAACCAAAACAACGCCCAUCAUGGCGAAUCGACGGCCUCAGCGUCGGCCUCGUCCAACGACGACAACAAGCCCCGGAGCGGCGAAAACGGGGGCCAGCAGUUCGCCAUGGAGCCGCAGGAUCAGACAGCCGUUGUGGGAUCCCGAGUGACGCUGCCCUGCCGCGUGAUGGAGAAAGUUGGGGCCCUCCAGUGGACCAAGGAUGAUUUCGGCCUGGGCCAGCAUCGCAAUCUGAGCGGCUUCGAGCGUUACUCGAUGGUUGGGAGCGACGAGGAGGGCGACUUUUCGCUGGACAUCUAUCCGCUGAUGCUCGACGACGAUGCCAAGUACCAGUGCCAGGUGGGACCCGGUCCGCAGGGGGAACAGGGUAUCCGUUCAAGGUUUGCAAAGCUCACGGUUCUGGUGCCGCCGGAGGCCCCGAAGAUCCUGCAGGGCGACUACAUGGUAACCACUGAGGAUCGCGAGAUCGAGCUCGAAUGCGUGUCGGUGGGCGGCAAGCCAGCCGCAGAGAUCACCUGGAUCGACGGCCUCGGCAAUGUCCUCACCAAGGGCAUCGAGUACGUGAAGGAGCCGCUCUCCGACUCGCGCCGCAUCACCGCCAAGUCCAUCCUCAAGUUGGCGCCAAAGAAGGAGCACCACAACACGACCUUCACCUGCCAGGCCCAGAACACCGCCGAUCGCACCUAUCGCUCCGCCAAGCUCCUGCUCGAGGUCAAGUACGCCCCCAAGGUGUCUGUGUCCGUCGUGGAGGGGGCCCUGGCUGGCGGCAAGAUACCGGAGGGCGCCGAGGUCGUGCUCAGCUGCCAGGCGGAUGCCAAUCCCCCGGAGGUUACCUACAGAUGGUUCAUCAACGACGAGCUCAUGACGGGAGAUUUCACCACCAAAAUGAUCAUUCACAAUGUCACCCGUUCGUACCACGAUUCGAUUGUCAAAUGCGAGGUGGUCAAUGCCGUGGGCAAGAGCGAGGAGAGCGAGACCCUGGACAUAAGCUUUGGACCCGUGUUCCGCAAGCGUCCGCAGACCGUUGAGGCCGACCUGGGGGCCACCGUGAGCAUGCGCUGCGAGGUGGCCGGCAAUCCUACACCGGAAAUCGAGUGGGUUAACGAGAACUCCGCCCAGAUCGUGGGCCGUGGCACGGAGCUGAAGAUCAAGGUGAGCAGCGAGACGGCAGGACGCUAUAUCUGCAGGGCGGAGGUCACCGGAUUCCCGGAGAUCGGCGCCGAGGCACUGGUGCAUGUGAAGCGGGCCCCAAUCAUCACCUCGCACAAGGUGCAGUUCGGGGCGGUGGGCAACAAGGUGAAGAUCGAGUGCCUGGCCUUCAGCAUACCCAAGGCCGAGCAGAUCCUGUGGUCCUUCGAGAACAAGGUGAUCAACAUGAGCAGCGCCGAUCCGGACAUAUACAUUUUCGAGGAGCAGCACCUGCCCGAGGGCGUGCGGGCGGCCCUGAUCAUCCGCGAGAGCCGGGCGACCCACUUUGGCAAGUACAACUGUACCGUGAUGAACUCGUAUGGCAGCGACUCCCUGCUGAUCACCGUGGUCCGGGAGCCGGGCAAUAUACCCGUGCUGCUGGUGGUGAUGGGCUCGAUGUUCUCCGUGGCCAUCGUCCUGAUGAUCGUGAUGAUUGUGGUCGUGUACAGGAAGCGGCGCAACCGCAAGAAGCCCAUGCCGGCGGACGUCAUACCGGAGGCAUCGCGCGGCGGCGACAAGCUGAACGAACUGAAAAGCGAGCUCCGAUCCAAGGCCUACGACGUGGAGUACUCCGAGGCGGGCAGCGAGGGCCUGGCCAUCACCCUCAACCAGUCGCCGAUGCCCGAUGUCCAGAUGAAGGGCGCCACCCUGGGCGUGCCCCUGGCCGGCCCCGUCAAGUUCGAUGAGCGCUUCUCCGGGGACUUCACCGACCGCUACAAUCGCCAGUGCCACAUCAAGAAUCUGAAGAACCACCAGGAAAACGCCUACAAGGAGACCUCCGCCAACGGAUACGCCCACUACUUUGAAUACGCCCUCGACUACAGUCCACCCGCCGAAGCAGCCGGCGGCAAAUCGGCCAAGAACUCCGCCGGUGGCAAGAACUCCGCCACACUGCCGCACUCGGCUGCCCCCGUCGGUGGUGUGGGAUCCGUGGCAGCCGCUGCGCUCGUCGGUGGGGGCGGUGGGGGUGCCAGCCUACCGCGCAAUCAACGUCACGAUCAACAGCAGUCACAGCAGGCCAAUGGAUUCAUGGGACAACCGCUUCUACAGAACGGCAUCGACAGUCGCUUCAGCGCCAUCUACGGCAACCCCUAUCUACGCACCAACUCCUCGAUCCUGCCCCCUCUGCCACCGCCAAGCACCGCCAAUCCAGCGGCCACGCCAGCCCCACCGCCAUACCAUGCUGCCCGACACCACCACUCGAACGGGGGUCUCAAGCACUACGGCCAUGGCCACGGGGCCUCCCUGGCAGGCGCCACCCUGCACACUAGUCCCGCCACCGCCGGCGGACAGCUGAUGUCCGGCGGAGGGUCAGCGGCGGCGAGCCUCAACAGCGGCAUUGCCGGCGGGGCCGGGGGCAGUGUGAGCGGCAGCAGCUCGAAUUUAACGGCUAGCAGCAAUACGCUGGCCGCCACACCGUUGGCCCAGUCGGGCGUCGCUGGUGCCCAGUGUGCCCAGAGUCCAUCCGGACAGUUCAUACUGUCCAACAAUGGCAAGGGUCACACCCAGAAGGGCCCAUUGGCCACCCACGUCUAAGGAGGUGGCCAACGAGCAGGAAGAGUCAGUCUCUCUACCGAUUUACAUACACACAUACACACAUAUACAUAUAUACAUCCAUACUUAGACACACA